ACUCUGAAAGCCUCAACAACCAACCAAAACACCAUGUCUUCUUCUUGUAAGUAUAUACUGGCUUUCCUCUUCCUGUGGCUAUGGAGUCAUUGUGCUCAAGGCGACACCGUGUCUUUUAGGCCUAAGGCCCUUGUUGCCCCAAUCGUAAAGGACCCCUCCACCCUGCAAUACUACACCAACCUUAGCCUCAAGACACAUCUCAGAUCCGAACGCCUUGCCUUUCACCUCGGUGGCUCCUUCCUGUGGAUCGAUUGCGACAACUAUGUCUCCUCCACCUACCGCCCGGUUCGGUGCCGCUCCGCCCAAUGCUCGGCCGCCCGCUCUCGUGCCUGUGGCUCGUGCUUCGCCACCCCGCGGCCCGGCUGCUCCAAUGACACAUGUGGGGUUAGCCCUUACAACCCCUUCAUACGCACCUCCACCGGCGGCGAUCUCCUAGAGGAUGUGUUGGCCAUUCGCUCAACUGAUGGCAAAACACAAGGCCCACAAGUCACAGUUCCGCACUUCCUCUUCUCUUGUGCCCCUGCCUUUCUCACCGAAGGCCUCACCGGCUCGGCCAGUGGCCUAGCCGGGUUUGGGCGAGGUAAGAUCGGUCUACCUGAACAACUCGCGGCUAAGUUCAGCUUCCGGCGUAAGUUUGCUGUCUGCCUCUCGGGCUCAUCCACGUCCCCAGGCAUUGUCUUCUUUGGUCCCGGACCAUACGUGCUGCAGCCUGAUAAGGAUGUUUCUCAGGGGCUCAUCUACACGCCAUUGCUACUGAACCCAGUGAGCACUGCCGGGUCCUACUUCUUGGGUGAGCCAUCUGACGAGUACUUUAUCGGAGUCAAGGGAAUUAACAUUGUCGAGAAGCCUGUUACGGGCCUGAAUUCUACUCUGUUGAAUAUCGAUUCUGAGGGCAAUGGUGGCACCAAGAUCAGCACCGUAGUCCCUUACACCAUGCUCCAGACCUCCAUCUAUAAGGCCGUGACCUCAGCCUUCGAGCGAGAGGCAACGGGCAUGGGCAUGAAGAGGGUUGCCGGUGUGAAGCCAUUCGAGGUAUGCUUCAGCUCGAAGGGUGUGCCGAGCACGAGGGUCGGGCCAGCAGUGCCCACCAUCGACCUGUUGCUCGACAAUGGCAAGUUUUGGAGCGUGUUUGGUGCGAACUCCAUGGUGGCCACGAGCAACGGUGCCCUCUGUUUAGGGUUUGUUGAUGGAGGGGUGAGCCCAAGGACUUCUAUUGUCAUUGGGGCGCACCAGAUUGAAGACCAUCUUUUGGAGUUUGAUCUGGCUUACUACAGCCUAGGGUUCAGCUCGUCUCUUCUGUUCCGCCAGACCACAUGUGCAAACUUCAAGUUCUAGAGUGUAAUAAUUUCAAGCAUUUUCAGUUGUGCUCCCUCUACACGUGUGAAAAUAGUGAGGGGGUAUAAUAAUGAAUUCUUAAGGUUAAUAAAUAUGUGUUGAUGUGAGAUCUGAACGUGAUGUGACCACACCACCCCUGGACUCCAUAAAUAAUAAGUGGCAAGAAAGUGGUAAACACCCGCGGCGGCGUUUUUAGUGGCAAUGUAGGCCCAAGCUUAUCUUCAAAUGGGCCCAUCCAAAUCGCGACACGGUCAAAACUUUAGUGCUCAUCGGUGGACCGUGCGGACGAGAACAGUAUUUAUAGACGCCACCCCCACCUCCAUCUUCUUCACACGGAGCGAGGCUCAAAAAAAAAACCGUGUCUUCU
This is a messenger RNA of Amborella trichopoda, 1702 nucleotides long. RefSeq names its product putative aspartic proteinase GIP2. Gene Ontology annotation, molecular function: aspartic-type endopeptidase activity. Gene Ontology annotation, biological process: proteolysis. Lineage: Eukaryota; Viridiplantae; Streptophyta; Magnoliopsida; Amborellales; Amborellaceae. The record is from RefSeq and is a predicted model, not a curated record.